Molecule: messenger RNA, 357 nt
Organism: Angiostrongylus costaricensis
Lineage: Eukaryota; Metazoa; Nematoda; Chromadorea; Rhabditida; Metastrongylidae
Source: the annotation of a GenBank genome assembly
AUGUCGCUGUUGUCUCAAAAUUCUACGCGGGAUCAGACCAACGUCUCCUUCGACGAAGAAUACGAUCGGCUCAAUCAACAUCUUCAUGUUAGUGCUAUGAAAGCUGAGAGUUCGAAAGUCACCAAGAGACGUCUGUCUCCAGAAACACUCGAGCUGAUACGCCAGCGUGGAAUCUCACGAGCUGCACGCAACCGCGAACUAAUGUCCGAACUUGCAAAACAAUGUAGACAGGCGAUAAAAGAAGAUAUCAAAGAGAGAAGAACAGCAGUAAUGGUCGAAGCUGCACAGGCUAGGAAAAGACCUGGUGACGCAUCACGUAACCUCGCGACUAACUGGCUAUCGAGAUCCCUCAUGUGA